Molecule: messenger RNA, 2165 nt
Organism: Coffea arabica (coffee)
Lineage: Eukaryota; Viridiplantae; Streptophyta; Magnoliopsida; Gentianales; Rubiaceae
Product: cytochrome P450 703A2-like
Molecular function (GO): monooxygenase activity; oxidoreductase activity, acting on paired donors, with incorporation or reduction of molecular oxygen; iron ion binding
Source: RefSeq, a predicted model, not a curated record
AUGGAUCUAAUCACCUUAAUUUACAUUAUUCUGUGCCUACAUUUUCUUGCAUAUGUAUUUCAGUCUUGGUUCAGAAUAUCAAACAAUUCUAGAAGGCUUCCACCAGGCCCUCCCGGUUGGCCGAUUAUCGGCAACCUUCUUCAGUUGAGUCAAUUACCACAUAGGGACUUGGCUUCUUUGUGUCAGAAAUACGGACCUCUAGUGUACCUUCGACUAGGGAGCAUUGAUGCCAUCACCACCAACGAUCCCGAUAUUAUACGCGAAAUCCUUGUCCAUCAGGACGAUGUAUUCGCCUCUCGGCCGAGGACUCUUGCAGCUGUUCACCUGGCCUAUGGCUGUGGAGACGUGGCAUUGGCUCCGCUAGGCCCGAAAUGGAAGAGAAUGAGGAGGAUUUGCAUGGAACAUCUACUGACAACAAAAAGACUCGAGUCAUUUUCAAGGCAUCGGGCCGAUGAAGCUCAGCAUCUAGUUGAAGAUGUUUGGAGCAAGGCCCGCAAGGAAGAACCAAUAAAUCUGAGGGAAGUUCUGGGUGCUUUUUCCAUGAAUAACGUGACUAGAAUGCUGCUCGGAAAGCAAUAUUUUGGGGAAGAAUCAGCUGGACCACAAGAGGCAAUGGAGUUCAUGCACAUAACGCACGAAUUGUUUUGGCUCUUGGGCUUGAUUUAUUUGGGAGAUUAUCUGCCGUUUUGGAGGUGGAUAGACCCUUAUGGUUGUGAGAGGAAAAUGAGGGAAGUGGAAAAGAGGGUGGAUGAUUUUCACUCAAAGAUCAUUCAAGAACAUAGAAAGAAAUUGCAAACUGGAGGAGUAAAAGAUGAGGCAGAGAUUGACUUUGUUGACGUGCUAUUGUCUUUGGCAGGUGAAGAUGGAGAAGCACACCUAGAUGAUAAGGACAUCAAAGCACUGAUUCAGGAUAUGAUAGCUGCUGCUACCGAUACUUCUGCUGUCACCAAUGAAUGGGCAAUGGCAGAAGUCAUCAAACAUCCAACCGUCCUCGAGAAGAUCCAAGAAGAGCUUGAUACCGUAGUCGGACGUGAUCGGAUGGUCACAGAAUCUGAUUUAGCCCACCUAAAUUACCUACGAUGCGUUGUCCGUGAAACUUUUCGAAUGCACCCGGCCGGUCCAUUUCUCAUUCCGCAUGAGUCAGUUCGAGCCACCACGAUCAAUGGAUACCACAUCCCUGCCAAGACACGGGUUUUCAUCAACACGCACGGCCUAGGACGGAACACCAAGAUAUGGGACGAUGUGGAAGAAUUCAGGCCGGAGAGGCAUUUAACAGGAGAUGGGAGCCGAGUGGAAAUAAGCCACGGAUCCGACUUCAAGAUAUUGCCCUUUAGUGCUGGGAAAAGGAAGUGCCCCGGCGCGCCGCUGGGGGUGACGCUGGUGCUAAUGGCAUUGGCUCGGCUGUUUCAUUGCUUCGAUUGGAGGCCAGCUGAUGGAUUGAGACCUCAAGACAUUGAUACCAGUGAGGUUUAUGGCAUGACCAUGCCCAAGGCCAAUCCCCUGGUGGCGAUUGCUAGGCCCCGCCUGCCUUCUCAUUUCUACCAGUCCUCUUAAGUCUUGACUCAAGGAUUUGUUCUCCAAAAAAUAAAGGGCUACUUGAAGUACUAAUGUUAGCGAAAAAAAAAAUUUCUAAAGAAGUCACAAGUUUGCAAUUAAAUUGCCAAUUUUAUUGCAUGAAAACAGAUGGACGAUAAUUGGAGUUCAUCCAUACAUGAAAACACAUGAACAAAAUUGAAAUAGGUGUGCUUGGAGUCCAUCCAUCAGAUUUUAAAAUGACUCCAAUUGGUUUUAUUUCUUGCCCAGGUGACCAGUUACUCAAUGAAAUUUGAUCGGUCUAAACUUGUUUCAUCCAUUUGUUGUUUUCUUCGUGUUUUUGGCCUCCAGUCCCACCAGUAGGCACAAAUCUGGAGUCGAGAGUUUUUCUCGGCAAGAACGCUAGAAGCACGUAAUUACCCCAGGAGCAAUGUACCCUCAAGAUCCUAAUAUAAUGCCUCGUUUGGAUUGCCAAAAAUUUUCAAUCACCUUUUUGCCUCACUUACAUCACAUUAUUACAGUAUUUUUUUUUUAAACAAAAACCCCCCCGAAAACUUGCAAUCCAAACGGCUUACUAGAUUGUGCAUACUGCGAUACUAUCUUAGCAUCCAGUAUCAAAUAGAAGAGUGAAG